Molecule: messenger RNA, 2247 nt
Organism: Zasmidium cellare ATCC 36951
Lineage: Eukaryota; Fungi; Ascomycota; Dothideomycetes; Mycosphaerellales; Mycosphaerellaceae
Exons: 2
Coding region: 1-2247 (748 amino acids)
Biological process (GO): tRNA processing
Molecular function (GO): tRNA dihydrouridine synthase activity; RNA binding; flavin adenine dinucleotide binding
Source: RefSeq, a predicted model, not a curated record
AUGGCAUCAGAAGGCAAUCCCCUCAAUCCCUCCGACCCUCUCCACCCACCAGCACCAGGUGAAGAAUCUUCCGCAAAUCCUCAGAGCGAAAUUCUCCCCGGAGAUUCGGCCACCACCAAAGCAGAGAAGAUCGAGCGACACGGCGAUGUAGACCCUACCCAUGUCCUUAAACAAGAAUUUGAAGACUCACCACGAAAGAGAAUGAAGCUCGAGCACGAGACCACCUCAGAAGAACAGCCUGGCCGCCAGAAAGGCGUCGCUCCAAUCAAAAAGGAAUACCUCAUCGAAGUGAAGCGCAAUGGCCAAGAACACGCCGCGCAGUACGACGAUGAUGCAGCCGAAGCUUCUGGCAAAGCCUCACAGCCUGAGACUGUUGGUGGACGAGGCGGUAAGAAGACUGCAGGCGGACAGAACCAUGGCAGACAAUUCGGCAGCUCUCGUGAUGCCAUUGAGCUGUGCAGGUCAAGAGCCUUCGCCAAUGAGUUUGACGAGAACAAUUGCAGGUUUGGGGAGAAGUGCAAGUAUGAGCAUGAUAUUCGAAAGUAUCUGAAGGACGGCAAGAGAGAGGAUCUCGAUACUUUUGGCGGAGUGUGUCCAGUCUUUGAGAUCAAGGGAAAAUGCGGUGCUGGUUGGAGGUGUCGAUUCGCGAGUAGUCACUCCAAGGAAGUGGAGCGGGAGGAUGGCAGAAAGGAGUUGGUACUCGUUGAGAAAGAGACCAAUGGCACUGCUAAUGGCCACGCUUCCAAUGGCAAGGCGGACGAGCAAGACGAGGACAACGCUGCGGGCGUCGUUAACGUCACCAGCGUCGGCGACAAGAUCAACUUGAGGAAGAAGAAGCAUCCUCUUCCAAGGUCUGACGAGUAUAUUCAAUGGCUCAACAAGUGGCAAGGCGGCGAGGAUGGUAGGAAACCAAACGGAAAGUCCGACGAAAACGGUGACCAUCGAGCGACCUACGUUGAACCACCACCACGACCAUCAGAGAAGCGACGCAUCUACUACGGCCCAGAGACUCCAGUCCUUGCUCCUCUCACAACUCAAGGCAACCUUCCGUUCCGCCGACUGUGUGUUGAACUAGGCGCACAAGUCACCUGGUCGGAAAUGGCAAUGGGAAUGCCUCUCCUACAAGGCGAGAAGCAAGAAUGGGCAUUGAUGAAAGCCCACGAGUCAGAGCUCUCACCGCCAGCAUACUUCCCCAAGAACCCCGUCAAAGACUACGACAACUCCAAAGACAUCCGCUUCGGCGCGCAGAUCGCAGGCAACAAACCAUGGCUCGCCGUGAAGACAACCGAAGUCCUCACCAACCUCUGCCCAAACCUGCGCGCCAUCGAUCUCAACUGCGGCUGUCCAAUCGAUCUCGUCUUCCGACAAGGAGCUGGUUCCGCGCUGUUGGACUCACCUGGCAAGCUGGAGAAGAUCCUGCGGGGAAUGAACACGGUUUCAAAGGAUGUUCCCAUCACGGUCAAGAUCCGCAUGGGCACCAAAGACAAAACACCCACGGCGGAGAAGCUGUGCCAGCGUCUGGUCAUGGGUACGCAUGAAGCGCAGGAGUCGGACAUUGGCCCGUGUGGCGUCGCUGCCAUCACUCUGCAUGGUCGCUCGCGACAGCAGCGAUACACCCGCAGCGCUGACUGGGAGUACAUCGCCGAAUGCGCCAGUCUGGUCAAGAAACUCCAGGCGCAGCAUGCUGCAGCUACGGACACCAUCCGCGAGCCCGAUGCGCGCGAUCUGCCAGCCACGAAUGGCGGUGUUCCCUACUUCUGCGGCAACGGCGACAUCCUCUCCCACAUCGACUGGAACGAGCACAUGGACAACGCCGGAGUCGACUCCUGCAUGAUCGGCCGCGGCGCCCUCGUCAAGCCCUGGGUCUUCGAAGAGAUCUCCUCGAACCAAUACCUCGACAAGUCCGCCUCCGAACGUCUGGGCUACAUCGAACGUUUCUGCCGCAACGGACUGGAGUACUGGGGAUCCGACGAGAUAGGCGUGGGCACCACGCGACGCUUCCUGCUCGAAUGGCUCAGCUUCAGCUGCAGAUACGUACCCAUUGGCCUGCUGGAGUAUCUUCCGCCCAAGUUUGGUGACCGCCCACCAGCUUUCCGUGGGAGGAGUGAAUUGGAGACGCUGCUCAGCAGCGGCAACUACAAGGACUGGAUCAAGAUCAGUGAGAUGUUCCUGGGCCCCGCCCAUAAGGACUUCAACUUCCAGCCCAAACACAAGUCCAACAGCUACGAGAUCGAAGCCGAAGGCUGA